Messenger RNA from Paramecium octaurelia, 892 nucleotides. Lineage: Eukaryota; Ciliophora; Oligohymenophorea; Peniculida; Parameciidae. The record is from the annotation of a GenBank genome assembly.
AUGAGUGCAAACUAAUUUGUUAAGGAUCACAUUUAUAACAAAAAUAAAAUAUUAUAAAGAACAAUCUAUGUUAAGCUUAUAUAAUGUUCUUAAAAUCAUCUCUUCAACAAGUUUGUUGUGUAUCUAUUUUUGAAUUUUUGCUCUUUAAUUAGAUUUCAAUUAAAAAAAUUCUUUGAAAAUCUAAAUGAUAAAUAGACACUUUUGAUGAUAUUGUAAUGCAAAUUUAACUUGAUGCAAAAACAAUUCACACAAGUCAAGGUGCAACUUUUGAAAAUGUUUGUGUUUCUUUGGAACGCUUUAUAUUUAAAUUGUCCAGGAUUAUUGUUUACUGCAUUGUUCCAAUAGCUAUUAUUAUAAUUUUAUUUAAUGUGGCCCAAGAAUUCAAAUGCAUUAUUUUCAUUCAGAAUCACAAUAAUAGUCGAGCAUUUUGCAUCACUCAAAUACAAGCCUAGUAUGAAAUAACUCAUAAUAGAAAUGCACACUUACAUUCUGACGGAUGCAUUUGGAGAUGUGCAACUAAGAAUGUAAAUAUGCAUUUUGUACAUGAAAUCCCAAUUUAUAUAUUAUGAAUAACAGCAGUUACAGAAUCUAACACCCCUUGAAAUCAACAUACUACUGGCAUAAAACAUGUGAUGCAAAAGAUAAAAAGUGUUCCUAGCAGUGCAUGUUUAUAGGCAUGAAGCACUUGGCAAGUAGGCUAGAAUUACAACAAGAAAAGUAAGGCUGGAGUCUUCUCCAGCCUAGUCAGCAGUACUUAACAAAGAAUUUUAUGUUUAUCUCAGAAUUAGAAUUUUCAUCACAGGGAGAUUCUUAGCCAGGGUGUUAUAUAGUUCUUGGUAGCAGGUAUUCGGAAUUGGUGGAGAUAGUCCCAUAGUAUUGGACGGAGAUGUGA